Molecule: messenger RNA, 1143 nt
Organism: Phycomyces blakesleeanus NRRL 1555(-)
Lineage: Eukaryota; Fungi; Mucoromycota; Mucoromycetes; Mucorales; Phycomycetaceae
Exons: 1
Molecular function (GO): protein binding
Source: RefSeq, a predicted model, not a curated record
CCACCCCUUACUGUUGAAAAUAUAACACGAUUACGUGAAAAAGCAACAGCGAGCUCUAAUCCACUGGAACUUCUUGAAUUUGCCAUGUUUCUGGUUGAAGCAGCACCACACGUAUAUGCGGACGAAGGAGAUCAGAGGAUUACUCAAAAACGAAGAAACUCUUUGUUACAUGAAGCCCAAAAGAUUGUUAAGAGAUUAGCUGCAAAUGCAAACAUAGCAAAAUCUGGAUGUUCGGAAGCUCAGUUUUUUCUUGCAAAUUGCUACGGAACAGGUGUUAUGAAGACUCCUAUUGACCCCGAAAAAGCAUUUAAUUUUUACUUACAAGGGUCCAAACAAAAUCAUUUACAGUGCUGUUAUAGAGUUGCAGUAUGCUAUGAGAUCGGUACAGGGACUAAGCGAGAUAAUAAUCGUGCGAUACAAUUCUACAGAAAAGCAGCCAAAUUGGGAGAUCCAUUGUCAAUGUAUAAACUUGGCAUGAUUCUUUUGAAUGGAUUUCUAGGAGUCCAUAAGAACGAGCGGGAAGGAGUUUCCUGGAUCAGACGAGCCGCCCAGUCAGCGGAUCAAGACCAUCCGCAGGCACUACACGAACUUGGUGUCAUAUAUGAACAAACUAAUAUCGUAUACAUCCUCCCUGAUAUUGACUAUUCUCGUGAGCUAUUUACCCAAGCAGCGCAGUAUGGAUUUGCUCCCUCGCAGCGUAGACUUGGACUGGCAUAUGAAAACGGAUCAUUAAACUGUCCCAUAAAUCCUCGUCGAUCGAUCGCUUGGUAUUCCAGAGCUGCAGAACAAGGCGAUGUAGAGUCAGAAUUAGCGUUGUCUGGAUGGUAUCUCACAGGUGCAGAAGGAAUACUUCAACAAGAUAGCUUUCAAGCUUAUCUAUGGGCACGAAGAGCAGCAGACAAGGGAUUUUCAAAAGCAGAAUAUGCUGUAGGAUACUAUACUGAGACUGGUGUAGGAGUCCAAGAAAGCCUAAAAGAGGCUAAAAGAUGGUAUCUGCGCUCAGCUUCCAGUGGAAACCAACUAGCAAAGAUUAGGUUGGAUAAUAUAUGUACACCUGAUAAUGAAACAUCUAAACAAAAAAUGAAAAUAUGUAAUUCUAAUGGGAAAUUUAAUGCCAAAUCCCGAGAAUGUAUUAUAAUGUAG